AUGUUUUAUGGUACCAUAGCUGGUCUAACUUUUUUAAUUAGUGCUUUUACAAUAUUAGCACAAUUAAUUUUAUUACCAAUAUUUUUCAAGCGUACUGACAUUAUGCGAAGUGAUAUUGAGGAACGUAUGAAAUUAUUUAAGAUAUUAGCUGAUAUAGGUGAUAUCAAUCUUGCUCAAAAACGUCAAGAAUUGUUACGUAGGAAAAAAUCAAUAAAUACCUGUCCACCACCAGAACCUGGACCACCAGGACCACCAGGAGAUCCAGGUGAGGAUGGUGAACAAGGUGAUGAUGGACCUAUUGGUUUACCAGGAAAAAGUACAUUUGAAUUAUUAGAAGAAAUAGAACAACAAUGCAUCAUUUGUCCACAAGGUGAACGUGGACCACCCGGAGCACCUGGUAACCAAGGAAUACAAGGUCCUAAAGGUGAUCGAGGUAUACCUGGAAUUCCUGGACUAGAUGGCCAAGAUGGUGAAAUUGGCCUAGAAGGAGCACAAGGAUAUAAUGGUACAAGUGGGACGAGAGGACCAAAAGGACCAGAUGGUAAGCCUGCUACAGGUGGUAUUGGAGAACCAGGCCCAAAAGGAUUACCUGGCUCAAUUGGUAGAACUGGACCACAAGGUCCUCGAGGUAAAAGAAAUUAUGUGUAUGGACCACCAGGACCGGACGGUAAAAAAGGUGUUAAAGGAAUGGAUGGUCUUCCUGGUAAUUUUGGUCCAAGAGGUAAUCGAGGACCAAUUGGUGAACCUGGUGCUAAUGCAAUCUUCUGUCCAUGUCCAUUAGAAAUGGAAUUACUUGAUGUAAAACAAAUGGUUCUAAUAAAUUGUUUAAUAUUUUAA
Brugia pahangi is the source of this 837-nucleotide messenger RNA. NCBI's taxonomy places the organism in Eukaryota, Metazoa, Nematoda, Chromadorea, Rhabditida, Onchocercidae. The record is from the annotation of a GenBank genome assembly.